AUGGUGCAGAACGGGGGCGGGAAUGAAGUCGGAGCCGGGGGCCGAACGAAACUUGAGAUGGGAGAGCAGAGAGGUGACUUCAGAAGGCGUGGCAAGCGGGAAGGGCAGGACAUCAGGGAGGAGGGGGAGAGUGACGUGACCGGACAAGGGGAAAGGAGCAUCAUCAUCGUCCGAGGACUCCGACGACAAGGUGGGGUGGGGGGCGGAGGCGAAGGUGGUGGCGAGGUAGGCGGCGACCGCCUCGGUCCGCUCCGAAGCCGUCUCCGCCACCCCGACAGGAAGAGUGAGGGGAGGGAUGGAGGUGGGGACGGAACGAAGGCGACGGACGUAAGACCACAGAGAGCCAGAGGUAGCGGUGAGGGAGCCGAGGCGCCGCGCCUCCAGUCGGGCCCUCCACCCCGCGAUCAACCGGCGGCACCACCCCCGGAGCACCAGGUAAACUCGGCGAUGCAGCAGGGAGCGGCUCGCCUGCCAGCGACCACGGAAGCGGUUGCGCAAGGACACGGCAUCACGGAGAUACGGCGGGAAGGGGACGAUGAGAGGGCGCGGAGGCGCGAGCGGAAUGUGAGAAGAAGCAGCCGUAGAGAUGGCGUCGGAAAAGUAGAGGACUCGGUCGUCGAGUUGAGCAGGAGUGGCGAAGGGAAGCGUGAGGUCCAGAGCAGCGGAGAGUGA
Molecule: messenger RNA, 672 nt
Organism: Bacillus rossius redtenbacheri
Lineage: Eukaryota; Metazoa; Arthropoda; Insecta; Phasmatodea; Bacillidae
Exons: 1
Coding region: 1-672 (223 amino acids)
Source: RefSeq, a predicted model, not a curated record